UGCCGCAGACGGAAGGAAAGGCCAAGCAGAGCACACACACCCCUGUCUGUCUGUCUGUGGACUCCACACUCCGGCACACACACACACACACACACACAGUGACACGAGUGUUUAGACACAGCAGCUUCUACGGAGGCGCACGACACGAAGAGGACUUGACUUUAAGUGAUUUCUGCGGCAUUACUGCGUGAAUGUGACGCAACCACACUGAACUCCAGCACCGACCGGUAAUUUGAGGUGGACUGGCUGCAGUGAUGUCCAGAUCCACAAAAUCAGCCUCUAGGUCUCGGAGCCGCUCAAGGUCCCGAUCAAGAUCCCGCUCCACCUCUCGCUCCAGAAGUCGAUCCAGAUCUCGAUCUAGGAAGCAUCGUUACAGCUCUAGGUCUCGGUCGCGCUCAAGGUCACGGUCAAGGUCUUAUUCUCCUUCUCAUAACCGGGACAAGAAAUAUCCUCGUGGAUACCAAAACAAUCGUGAGUAUCGAGGCUACCACCGUGGCUUCAGGAGACCAUACAACUUCAGGGGUCGGGGGCGUGGCUACUUCCCACGUGGACGCUACCAGCGAGGUGGAGGUGGUGGAUACAACAACAACAACAACCACAACAACUUUCGUCCCAACUGGAAGAAUUACAAGCAGAACCCUCAAAAACAGCAACAGCAGCAACAAAACAAUUCUCGAGGACGACAGCGAAAUGUCCAAAAUCGUUCAGGAAGCCCUCCUCAAAGUCACUCUCAUCACUUGGACCGGUCUUUAUCACCCCAGUCAAGGCAUUCCCAGCAUUCUUCAUCUUCUUCACACUCCUCUUCUCCUAAACGCAGAACAGCCUUGUUGCUGGCUAAUCAGAUCUCCAAAGAUGUGCAAGAGGGCCAUUCUGCAUCCAAGGAGGUCAAAAAGGGAGAAGAGCGAGACAUGGAGGCAGUGGAGCUUGGUAGGGUGUUGGCCGCAGACCCCAAAGAGGGUGCACGUGGUGGGAAGGCUGAGGGGAGCUGGCCUGGCCUGACAGACUGCAGCAGUCCAAAGAGAGACAGCCCCCUGGGCGCCUCUGCUGUUAGUGUUGGGCACAACAGCCGUAAUACUCCCCCUAACCAGGCUAGUCCAGUUACUAAAAACACAAAUGAUGUGAGCAACGGCCCCCCCUCUUGGCAGGUGGUGUGUAGUGCAUCAUCAACAAAAAAACCCACAAAGGAAGGUCUAAACCCUAUGCUCUCAAGCUUUGACUUCUUCUCCAAUGAGGAUUACCUGGAUGGAGAUAAAACAGCAAUCUCCAUUGCCUUCAGGAAGUUUUUGGAGGAGCAAAAUAAAAAAGCUACACCUGCCUGGCAAAAUGGCAAGAGCACAGAAGCAGAUGAUUUGGAUGUGGAGCCAGGGAAAGUAAAUGGCAAAACACCUACUGUUAUCUCUGACUCAGUGUCAAGAAAAUAUAAAGAGGACAUUGAUGGAGAAGUGUCUCUGAAAAGCUUUUUGAAAGCUUCUCCUUUUCUUUCUGAUGAUGGGGAGGAAGAGGUGGAGAUUAUCAGAACCCAUUCGAAGGCACUUCAGAAAGACUGCCACAAUGGGGACGAGCCCUUAAAGCCAAAGAAUAAGGUCACUCACUCAGCCCAAGAACUGUUAGAAGAGUGCUUUGGCAAAUGGCAGAGUGCAGCCUAUUCUCAAGUUGCUAACAGUGACCUUGACACCAUGGCAGAGGAGAUCUAUCUCAGUAGAAAACAAGAAAAGGCAGCUGCCAUUGCUGCUGCUUUGGCCAAGAGGGACUUAGCACACAAAUUUGAAGACCUCUCCCCUGAGAGAGGCUGUAAAACCAGGAAGAUGUCAAAAUCUCCACCUAUCCCAUCUCCCAUACUGCCAAGGAGGAACUCUGACAGAGAGAUGUUUAUGGUCAGAGGAGAGGACUCACCUCUCAUAUCCUCAAGAAAACAGGAGGCAAAGUUUAAUGUCAGGAUGGAUUUCCAUGGAGAUAGUCUUUUAAGCACUUCUGAUCUUUUAGCUGAAGAGCGGCAGUUGUCUCAGGAUCUUGUGCAGUCAUCCAAAAAAGAUCAGGCGUUUCGCUCUAUCUUUCAACAUGUUCAGUCUUCUCAGUCACAGAGGAGUCCCUCUGAGAUGUUUGCCCAACACAUUGUCACCAUUGUUCACCACAUUAAAGCUCAGCACUUUCCAUCCUCUGGAAUGACUCUAAACGAGCGAUUCACCAUGUACCAAAGACGAGCUGCAGAGAAGGAAAUGAUGAAGCCAAGAAAAAGCCCAGAGAUACACAGGAGAAUUGAUGUUUCACCAAGUGCUUUUAAGAAACACGCUCAAGUUUUUGAGGCGAUGAAAAGCGGAGAGGAUGGCACUUACAAGGACGGCGGGGAAAAAACGAAGGGGGACCCAGGAGACCUUCGUGUGGAUAUUGAACGCCGUAAGAAAUAUUCCACCCAUGACAGAGAUUAUAAUCAUGAUCAGGGAAGAAUUUUGGCCAAUUCCCCGGAUUCAAGUAGAGAGCGAUCUGAGGAAAAGUUUUCCAAAUGCUGCAAGAAAUCAAAUAAAAGCAUGAAGAAGCGCUCUCGCUCCAGUUCUUCCUCAUCUUCAUCAUCCUCCAGGUCCCAGAAAGAAGAUAUGGGUCAUGAUAAGUCUGAUUCAAAAGAUGAAGGCUUUAACAGGGCCCGACUGGGUCAAAGGGAGUCUCCAGGACUAGGUGACAGAGGACGGCCUCGUGGAGGAUUCCAAGUCCGAAUUCGUGGAAGGAGCUGGAACAGAGGCAAUUACCAGGGAAAUAAUUCACAUUUUAAUCCAGCAAACAUGGCAAUGCACCCAAAAAAUGAAGACUGGGACCCAGAGUACACUCCCAAGAGCAAAAAAUACUACUUGCAUGAUGACAGAGAUGGGGAAGUAGAGUGUAAAUGGAUGGACAACCGAGGGCGAGGGCGUGGAGGUUUCUUACGUGGAAGGGCGCGAUUCUUCAUCCGUAAAACCAACCCCGGUCUCGGCAGCAAAAGCUCCAAGUGGGUUCACGAUAAGUUCCAGGUCAACGGGGAGCAAAGUGGAGGACAGGAGGAGGAGACGGAACAGGACCACAAAGAAGGAGGACAGAUCGACGGAGACAAUACUUGAGCAUCUUAACUGUCUUUUGUGUUACUCGGGGCUCUGACGCAGUGAUUUUUAUUCCCACCGCAAUCCAUAAAUGCAGAUUAAAUCGUUAAAAUUUAAUCUUUGGUAAAAAUUCUGUGCUUUUGUGUCUGCUUAGGUCAGGGGUGAGCAACCUGUAGCUCCGGGGCCACAUUUGGCUCUUGGGCCCUUCUCAUUUGGCUGCGUUUGGCUUCAUCAAAAAACAUAUGGAAAUGAAUUACACUUUGGUUUGGGGUUUUUUUUCCACAUUUUUCUAUUAUUAUCGGAAGCAUAAAGUCAUUCUGAUGUGCAGUUGUAAAAAUGUAGACUAGACCUCAAAUAUCUACAAACUCCAGAUUUUGUAGGAACUGGGAGAUUGGUGUGAACCCAUCAUUCGUAAGAAUCCUUGUGACCCUCGCAUAACAUGUCUCUUUAGAUCAGGAGUGUCAAACUCAUUUUAGUUCAGGGGCCACAAUCAGCCAAAUUUGAUCUGCAGUGGGCCGAAACUGUAAAAUAAUAACAUAAUAAUAUAGAAAUAAUGUCAACUCCAAACUUUUCU
This is a messenger RNA of Sphaeramia orbicularis (orbiculate cardinalfish), 3639 nucleotides long. RefSeq names its product thyroid hormone receptor associated protein 3a (gene thrap3a). Gene Ontology annotation, molecular function: transcription coregulator activity; mRNA binding; DNA binding. The record is from RefSeq and is a predicted model, not a curated record. NCBI's taxonomy places the organism in Eukaryota, Metazoa, Chordata, Actinopteri, Kurtiformes, Apogonidae. Gene Ontology annotation, cellular component: exon-exon junction complex; mediator complex. Bases 255 to 3086 code for a protein of 943 amino acids. The transcript has 11 exons. Gene Ontology annotation, biological process: positive regulation of transcription by RNA polymerase II; mRNA processing.